AUGGUUGUUCGGACACCACCGCUCAGCUCCCUGAAGCGGGGGUUUCUGCCGCAGAUACACCACCCUCUACCGCUCAGUAAACGGGAGUCUCAGCAUUUGCUGGAGUCCAUCACGACCUCUUUCAGGAAAAACCUCGACAAGGAGCACCCUUGGCAGCAUGUCGAGACCACAUCGCAUACCCCCUCUACCCCCUCUACCACGACUUCGAAGACAGCUCUGUUGCCGAAUACUCCCAUUUCCAGCCACCGUCCGACCGACCGACAUUUACGUGCGAUCCUCUCCAACCCCCUCUUCUCCCACUCGCACGACGUAGCGCAGCCGACCGCGCUCACGAAUACCAAGAACCCGUUUGACGUGUUCGACUCCGCCGUCCAUAGGGGCCUUAUGAAUGUACGACGCGCCGCCGGAUUUCUUGCCGCCGUCCGCUCCCACAUCGUCGCCCAAUCUCCUCACCAUGUCCGGCAACGCAUGGCCCAAUCUGGAGCCGGACUCCAUGUCAUCCAGUGGCUAAGGGCCUCGGGGCAAGAGAACGACCUCCACUUCCUCUCCGACGGUGCCUUGAUCAAAUGCAUCAUCCCCUUCAUGUAUGCCGAGGGCCUCCAAGAAGUGAUAUGGGUGUGGCUAGCACGUCUGGCUGCGCAGAUGGGCGCAUUGGAGCUUGAGAAGACGCCCGGCAAAGUCAGUGCUCCGUCUCUCGCCAAGCUCGUUGCUGCCCUCAUGAAAGAAACCAGCGAGUCGGGUAGCGAUGCACAAGUUAGUCUCGACAACUCGUAUUCGGCGCUUUCUAGGGCAAACGAAUUACUAUCACCCGCACACAGUAGGGCGGCGGCUGCCAGCAUUCGGGAGUCAUGGGUGAACCUUUCUUGGGCCUCGACGGUCAACGGAUGGCAACGGCCCAAACCGAGUGCGCCCUUAUUUGACUCCUUCCUAGAACUCGGUCAGCCAUUCAAGCUACAGCUUGACCUGGCUCAUCUUGAGCUCCACCACCCGACUACGCCAAGCCAUUCCGCUGCCGUGGAGUACAUGCGGUUGAAACACCAGGUCGCGGACGACGUCGCAGACAUGCACCUCACUGCCCGGUCGCAGAGGAGGAUGAUAUGUCUGGCUCUGGAUGCGGCCGAUCGGCUGAAGCAAGUUGGCAACACGGACGAGGCGUCUUUGGUUGAGCGGUUCCUGACGAAGAUGUGCGAGAGUGUCAACCUCGGAAUGCUCAAUCUGCAAGGACGGGACUCUUUCGCUUCGGAACUACCGAUCCGACAUUCUUUGUUGAGGUGA
Molecule: messenger RNA, 1275 nt
Organism: Anthostomella pinea
Lineage: Eukaryota; Fungi; Ascomycota; Sordariomycetes; Xylariales; Xylariaceae
Source: the annotation of a GenBank genome assembly